AGCCGAAUUUCUUUCCUGCUUAACGAUGUUGAUUUUUGGAUUUGCGCAAAAUGGGCGGCGACAUAUCAAAGUUCGAAGCGGUGCAGCUUCAACCCCUUCCUCAUCCCAUUGCCGCGGUCGAUCAACGUUUCUGCCUCCAACAGCCAGUGUCACUCCUCAUCAAAGAGAAGAUAUUUUCAUUUUCUGGCGACGACUUUAGCAUCAAGGAUGCAACCACGGGCCAAGUUUAUUUUAAAGUUGAUGGCCGAGCUCUCUUGUCUCUCCGGGAGAAGAAGACGUUCCUGGACGCUUACGGUCAGCCGAUCAUGAAUAUGAAGCAGCAACUGCUGGCUUUCGUCCCAAAUCACACUCUAUACUAUGGAAAUGACUCUCAGAACAAGAUCUUGGAUAUCCGUGCACACUUCACCUUGAUGAAACCGAAACUGUCAGUAAAUUUCACCGACAAAAUCAGCGGCAUACCGUGCGAAAUUGGGCUGAAAGGCAAUUGGCUAGCACGACGGUCUUUGAUAUGGAUUGACAUUGGAUGUAAAGGGGAAGCGAACCGGAUAUUUGUCGCCAAAGUAACCAGCCCGCUUUUGACUGGCCGCACUGUGUUUUUCGAUAAGUCAGAUUACCUGUUGACGGUAAUGCCAGGGAUCGAUAUUGCGCUACUGGUGGCUAUUUGUGUUGCUUUGGACGAACGAUCACGAGACAAAUGAGAGAUAUACUAGUAUAGUGCUUCAAUUUGUGUAAAAUAUUCAGUUGUAGUAUGAAUAUCUCUGUACAAGAUACAUGUAGCGGGUAAUAAAAGGAAGGUCAAGCAGUGGCUAUGUGAUCAGUUACAGCUCGU
Spizellomyces punctatus DAOM BR117 is the source of this 829-nucleotide messenger RNA. RefSeq lists its product as uncharacterized. The transcript has a single exon. The coding region runs from base 51 to 698 and encodes 215 amino acids. The record is from RefSeq and is a predicted model, not a curated record. NCBI's taxonomy places the organism in Eukaryota, Fungi, Chytridiomycota, Chytridiomycetes, Spizellomycetales, Spizellomycetaceae.